Molecule: messenger RNA, 2208 nt
Organism: Purpureocillium lilacinum
Lineage: Eukaryota; Fungi; Ascomycota; Sordariomycetes; Hypocreales; Ophiocordycipitaceae
Molecular function (GO): protein binding
Source: RefSeq, a predicted model, not a curated record
AUGGACGGCUUCUCCGUCACGUCCCUCACCACGCGCUGCGCGUCCAUCGCCGCGCGCACCGGCCACGCCGCCAGCGAGCUCGACCUCGCCAUCAAGCGCAUCGACAGGGGCACAGAAGCGCCGGAUGCCCACCACCCCCCGCCACAGCCGCCGCAGGCACCGUAUCGCCCAGACCUGUGCCGCAGUUUGACCGUAGGCCGUCUCCAGGCGCUCCAGCAGGCGUCCGGGCGGGCACACGAGCGAGCCGCCGCGCUGGAGCGCACGCUGAGCGGCGGCGGCGACGGCGUGGGACCGUCCGGUGCUGGUGCUGUCAUGUCGGAGACGCUGCGGAGCGCCCUGGGCGACGUGCUGGCGCGUGGUGACGAGGCGACGGGCACGCUGCACAAGCAGGCGAUGAGGGUGCAGGCGGAGAAUGUGGAGGCCGUGGACGAGGCGUAUCUGCUCGUGCUUGUGGACUUUCUGGGGUCGCUGGCGGUGGCCAUGGGAUACCUGGAUAGGCUGCUUCGGCUGAGCACGAGAGACGAGCAGGAUGCGCAUCUUCGCUCCUCAGAGGGCCAGGGCGUGCUCGACCAGGUGUCGAGGGCCUUUGGUCCUGCCUCGCAGGCCACCAGCAUCAUCCUCGAUGAAGGCGCCGUGAGCUCAAUCCCGCCGCCCAGCAACCUCCCCAUCCGCUCCAGGGUCCCCUUCGAGCCCGCCGAGGCGCCUCCCCCCUACGCCGCAGAGGACCCAACCUCCUCGUCGACGGCGUCCUCCUCGGCUCCUCAAGCAGGCCCCUACUUCUCAUCCUCCUCCGCCGCGGCCGGGCCCUCAUCCGCCGGCGCCCCCGGCAACGCCUUCGGCGGCUUCGCCAAGUCCAUCAAGGCCCUCGCAUCCGGCCUCAUCUCCUCCAAGCCCGACCCCUUCGUCUCGGCGCUGUGCCAGGCCAUCCUGCGCCGCGACGUCCCGCAGGCCAGCGGCCUCAUCGCCCAGGGCGCCAGCAUCACGGGCCGCGACGAGGCCGGCCGCACGCCCAUGCAGUGCGCCGUCGAGGCCGACAGCCCCGACGCCGCGCUCCUGCUCCUCGCCGCCGGCGUGCCCCUCGACAAGCCCGGCCCCGGCUGGAUCAAUGCCGACCUGCCGCCGCUCUUCCAGGCCGCGAGCGCGGGCGCCCUCGCCGUCGCCGAGGCGCUACUCGGCCGCGGCGCCAGCGUCUCCGCGCAGAGCGCCUCCGGCCAGCGCUACUUUGUCGACGUGUGCUCCGCCGCGGCCGCCGGCCCCUCAGACGCCGGCAAGGACUGCGAGAAGCACCUCGCCGGUGUGGAGCUCCUGCUGCGGAACGGCGCCAAAGCCACCUGGGAGAGCAUCUCCGGGCGGCCCGUCCUCGUGCAGGCCGUGAAGCGCGGCAACGUCGACCUCGCGCGUCUGUUGCUCCGUCACGGCGCCAAAGCAACCUGCAGCGACAUCACCGGCGCGUCUGUGCUGGCCAUCGCCGUCGAGGCCAAGGACACGACCAUGGCAAGCCUGCUCCUCGACGCCGGGGCCAAGCCCGACUCCAAAACCAUCUACGGCACUACGGUGCUCGCCGACGCCCUCUCGCGCGGCCGUCUCGACGUGGCGCGGCUGCUGCUCGACCGCGGCGCCAAGGGCAACAAGUCGGACAUCUACGGCCAGCCGCUCGUCAUCUGCGUCAUCAAGGACGCGCGCCUGUCCGUCGGCGACAAGGAGGACCUAUGCCGGCGGCUGCUCGUCAACGGGGCCAGCGCCAACGCCAAGGACAUGACGUGGGACGUGGCGGCGCCGUGCCACGCGCUCGAGGCGGGCCUGCCGGGCGUACUGGCCGCGCUGCUGGAGCACGGCGCCAAGACGAAGCAUAAGUUGCGCGGCGGCGAGCCGAUGCUGCUGUGGGCGGUGGACAGGGGAAACGCGGAGGCGGCGCGGGCGCUGCUGGACCAUGGCGCGGACCCGGACGCGGCGGACGCGCAGGGCCACACGCCGCUGAUGCAGGCCCUCGUGCGCCAGGACUGGGACUUGGUCCGCCUGCUCAGGGAAAAGGGUGCUGAUCCGAAAGCCCGCGGGUCGACGGCCGUGGCCGACAUGGCGCGGGCGCUGAACCGGCCCGAGGUGAUGGAGAUGCUGGGCCUUGGGGGAGGGAGCGCGUCGCGAACGUUGCAUGCCGGGCGGCCGGAGUCGCCGCCGCCGAGUUAUAGUCCGGCGGCAGAGAAGUCGUAG